AUGCUAGUGCCGCCGCCCAACUUUGGGUUGGUGGAGGACAGCCUGUACAGAUCAGGUGCGCCAGACCUGCUCAAUUUCCCAUUCCUAGAGACGCUCAGUCUAGAGAGCGUCAUUUGGCUGGCUCCAGAAGAGCCGGAUGGUACCUUGUAAGUCGGAUGCGGGUGGUGCCAUGUCCAUGUCGAUGUACGCAUGGGGCUCUACUCAGCUCCAACCGAUGCUCGCCACCCCCCCUCUCCACAGCUUGGACUUUUGUGCGGCUCACAGCAUCCAGCUGCACCACCUGGGUGUGCUCUACAGCACGAAUGCUUGGGAUCCCAUCACCGAAGAUGUGGUGCUGCAAGCGCUGCAUCUGCUAGUACAACCCAGCACAUACCCUGUGCUGGUCAUGUGCAACUUGGGAAGACAUCGCACGGGCACCGUGAUUGGCUGCUUGAGGAAGCUGCAGAGGUGGUGUCUUAGCGCCAUCUUGGAAGAGUACAGGAGGUAUGCUGGGCAAAAGGUCAGAGUCAUGAACGAGCAGGUCAGUGGGGCUGUUCGGGGCUGUCUAGUCGAAGAAGAGGCUCUUGCGCUUACUCUUUUGGCCGUCUCGCAGUUCAUCGAGCUCUUUGACGAGGAGCUCGUCUUUGGCUAG
This is a messenger RNA of Ceraceosorus bombacis, 631 nucleotides long. Lineage: Eukaryota; Fungi; Basidiomycota; Exobasidiomycetes; Ceraceosorales; Ceraceosoraceae. The record is from the annotation of a GenBank genome assembly.